Molecule: messenger RNA, 1367 nt
Organism: Rhineura floridana
Lineage: Eukaryota; Metazoa; Chordata; Lepidosauria; Squamata; Rhineuridae
Product: fibrinogen-like protein 1-like protein
Exons: 5
Coding region: 121-1110 (329 amino acids)
Source: RefSeq, a predicted model, not a curated record
GCCGUCACGGCAGUAACGCCCUUCUGCCCGAAGCUGAGGCUUCAUUCAGAGCAACCAAGGGUGUAUUUUUGCAGUAUUUCUUGAGGUUGUUACAAAAGAUAUGGGAAGGAGACUGCUGGAAUGAGAGCUGUAGUGACACCUGCUGUGCUUGCUGUUGUUGGAGACAGGUGGCUAGACUGUGAUCUGAGCACAACUGGCAAUUCUUAUAUUUCUCUUUCUACAGCAGGAGGAGCCUUCUUCAGACCAUGCAAUCUUGCCUCUAAGAAGGCAGUAACAAACAAGGUUCCAAAGAUGCUACUUUACUCCGUUUUUUGUCUGUGCUUUCUCAUUUAUUUCUCAUCAGCUUCAACUAAGGAUGAGCUGCUCCCCAAAAUUGGCAACAAACAUAUGGUGACAAACAAGGAUGCUGCCUCCCUGAUAAAUGCCCAAAAAUCUCAGAUUUAUGCAGAAUAUUUUGCAAGAGACUGCAGGGCAGCUUACCACCGUGGCAGGAAGCAAAGUGGCCUGUAUGUCAUCCGCCCCAAAUACUCUCCCUUACUGGUCGUCUACUGUGAAAUGGAGUAUGAUGGGGGUGGCUGGACAGUCCUGCACCGAAACGAUGUCAACCAAAAGACAGCUUGGUCACAGACAUGGAGUUCUUAUAAAUAUGGCUUUGGGGACCUGAUGGGAAACCACUGGCUUGGCAAUGAAUACAUGCACCUCUUAACCAACCAGAACCCCUUCUCGGCACGAUUUGUCAUAACCAAUCGUAAUGGGGAAACUAAGUAUGCCGAAUACCAGAGUGUUAAAGUGGAUAGUGAAAAUAGUGGUUAUGCCCUGAGGCUAGGGAACUAUUCAGGGAAUGCUGGAGAUGCACUGACCACUAUAGGUGAAUCAGGAAUCCAUGACAACAUGGGGUUUUCCACCCAAGACCAGGAUAAUGACCGGAGGGCUGGUACGAACUGUGCAUUAGAUAAUGGUGGUGGCUGGUGGUAUGAUAACUGCUACUCAGGCCUCCUAACCAGUCACAUUUUCUGGAAGGGAUUGUGUUCAGACUCUAAGCCCUGUACAUUAGCAUCCAUCAUGAUUAGACCAAAUGGAAAAAACUGCAACAUACCUUCAAGAUAUUAAUUGUUUCUUGUUGCUUUAAAAGGCUUCCUCUCACUACAACUAUUAAAUAUUUUGGCCCCAAUCUUGACUUGGUAUAUAUACCAGUGCUGAAGUGAAGAGAAUCAUAACAGUCUAUUACACUUUUCUGAGUGUGAAAAGGUAGUGGCUUAUUUAAAACAGAAGGCUAAUACAGAGCUCAAAUGUUUUUAUCUCUGUGCUUUUAAUGAAAAACAUAAAAAUUCGUUGUGAUUUACAAAUACCUGCAAUAAAAAAAUAGA